Molecule: messenger RNA, 1924 nt
Organism: Asparagus officinalis (garden asparagus)
Lineage: Eukaryota; Viridiplantae; Streptophyta; Magnoliopsida; Asparagales; Asparagaceae
Product: U5 small nuclear ribonucleoprotein 40 kDa protein-like
Exons: 9
Coding region: 102-1652 (516 amino acids)
Molecular function (GO): protein binding
Source: RefSeq, a predicted model, not a curated record
UGCUUGCAGAUCAAAAAAAUUUUUUUUUUACCCAAACAAAAACCAGACACAGUAAUUAACUAACUAUACAUACACACAGCGUGAAUCCUUGUCUCCUCUUAAUGAUGGAAUCUCACCAUCACCACCCCCCUCUCCAAAAACCCAAGCUCGAAGACGACGACGACGACCGAACCAGAAACAACCCCGACGGAAAACCCCAGCACCCUCGUCAAGACGACGACGACGACGAGCAGGAGGAGGGCCUCGUCGCCCUCAUCGCUCACCGCGCCCACGAGGUCGAGCACAACAGGAACCGCAUCUCCCACUACAAGUCUCAGCUGGAAGUUUCGGAGAGGAGGCUGAAGGAGUCGCGAGUCUCAGGCUCGCCCGCCUCCGAUCGCGGCGAUCCGCAGCCAAGGCCGCCGCCGCGCCCCAGUGAAACUGGAGGCGGCGUUCCUUCGCCGGCAGCAUCUCGUCCGCCUCCGCCGGCGGCGUCUCGGCCGCAACUCACCAUCCUGCGGUCAACGCCGCCGCCGCCGCCGCCGGCCUCCGUGAAGAGAGAGCCUGAGAGUAGACCAUCGCCGCCGCAGCCGAAGGCGAAGAAGAAGCCAAAAAGGGUUCUUGAGAAGAGAGAGCAUGAGGAUUUGAUCCCGAGCAUUUGCAGUAGCUCGUCGCCUUGCACCAUUAGGUUCCAGGGCAGUACUCAUAUUUCGAGCCAGCAUAAGAGGAAGCUGAGGAGUCUUGCACUUAGCCCGGUUAAUGAUCAAAUGUUUAUUACAAGUGCUUUGGAUGGAGUUGUAAGCCUAUGGCAAUUGCAGUCCAAAGGGCAUAGUGCAUCAUUACUAAGCACAACUGACUGUUUAUCCCCAAAGCAAAGGAGAUGGCCUGAAGAUAUUACUUGGCACCCUGAUGGAGACAGCCUAUUUGCUGUGUACAGCGCUGAUGGUGGUGAUUCUCAGAUAUCGGUUUUGGAUCUGAAUCUUUCAGGAGACAAAAAAGUUACUUUCUUACAAGAAAAGCCUCACCUCAAGGGUAUUAUAAACAGCAUAAGUUUCAUGCCAUGGUCCGAUCUUUGUUUUGCAACGGGUGGGAGUGAUCAUGCUGUGAUACUUUGGAAUGAGAAGGAUGAUUUAUGGAAACCGAAGACUAUUCACAGGAACCAACAUUCUUCUGCAGUAAUGGGAGUUGCGGGGUUGCAGCAACGGAAAGUUAUAUUAUCUGUUGGUGCAGAUAAAAGGAUUGUUGGAUAUGAUUUGUUGUCCGGACGAGCUGAAUUCAAGUAUCAGAUUGAAUACAAAUGCAUGAGCGUGCUGCCAAACCCAUCGGAUUUCAAUUUGUUCAUGGUGCAAUCAGGGCAACCAGGGAAGCAACUUCAAUUAUUUGAUAUCAGGCUAAGGCAAACUGAGAUUCAUGCUUUCGGCUGGAAGCAAGAGAGCAGUGAGUCCCAAUCUGCCCUAAUCAAUCAAGCUUGGUCACCUGAUGGCCUCUAUUUGUCGUCAGGAUCAGCUGAUCCCAGGAUCCAUAUCUUUGACAUCAGAUACAAAGCUUCUAAUCCCUCGCAGUCAGUGCAAGCUCAUCAGAAACGAGUUUUUAAAGCUGUGUGGCAUCGGUCGAUUCCAUUGCUUACUUCUAUAUCUUCUGAUCUUAAUAUCGGUUUACACAGAAUCGCGUAAAAGAAUUAUGCGUCCUGGUAGAGAUCUGUUUGCUCUUUGUAUGUUGAUGUUUAUCUCGGCAGAUGUGGGGAAUAUAUUAAAAAAAAACCCCCAUUUUGAGGUCUAAGAGCAACUGUCUGCUAAUAGCCUAAUUCUAUUGCAGAACAUUUGCUCAGUAGCAGAAAAUUUACGUCUUGAAUAUUUUUGUUUCCUGCUGUAUCAGUUAGUAUUAGAGGGAUAUGUAUGUACGAACGUGUAAUUCUAUUGGAAAUUUACAGGAAAAGUUUUGUGAA